AUGAAUACACUCGUAGAUUUGAACCUAAAUUCCAUUAAUCAUCUGAAAUUUCCUGGUUCUCAAAAUUCAUCUCUACAGAUUGUAUUUCCAGAGAAAAUCCAAGCAAAUACAAAUGAUAAUUCACAAAUAGAAAACAUAUCCUAUAUUAUUCCAAUAGAUGAGAAGCCAUAUACAGUACACCUUAAACAAAGAUUUUUUGUGGCAGAUAAUUUUAUGGUUUAUUUGUAUAAUGAAGGUGUGAAUUCUUAUUCUUCAAAUAUUCAGACUCAAUGCUACUACCAAGGAUAUAUUGAAGGAUAUCCGAAUUCUAUUGUCACACUCAGCACAUGCUCUGGACUGAGAGGAUUACUGCAAUUUGAAAAUGUUUCUUAUGGAAUUGAACCUCUGGACACUGAAGUUGAAUUUCAGCAUCUUCUUUAUAAAUUAAGGAACAAAGACAAUCAAUUUGCAGUUCAUUCUGAAAAUGACAGUGGUAUAGCACAAAAACCAAUGGAGUAUAGCAUUUUCAUAAGUGAAAAAUCAGAAUCAGCUCUUCCAGACUUAAUUCCUCUUUAUCUAGAAAUGCAUAUUGUGGUAGACAAAGUUUUGUACGAUUUCUUGGGCUCUGAUAGCAUGAUGGUAACAAAUAAAGUCAUUGAAAUUAUUGGCCUUGUAAAUUCGGUAUUUUCCCAAUUUAAAGUUACAAUUGUGCUGUCAUCAUUGGAGUUGUGGUCCAAUAAAAAUAAGAUAUCUACAGUUGGUGAGGCAGAUGAAUUAUUGGAGAGAUUUUUAGAAUGGAAAAAAUCCUAUCUUACCCUAAGACAUCAUGAUAUUGCAUAUCUAUUCAUCUAUAGAGAUUAUCCAGAUUAUGUGGGAGCAACGUUUCCUGGACAGAUGUGUGUUACUCAUCAUUCUGCAGGGAUUGCUUUGUAUUCAGAGGCGAUAACUUUGGAGGCAUUUUCAGUAAUUGUCACGCAGAUGCUGGGACUCAGUAUGGGAAUAUCAUAUGAUAACCCAAAGAAAUGUCAAUGUUCAGGAGCCAUCUGUGUAAUGAAUCCAGAAGCUAUGCAGUACAGUGGUGUGAAGAUUUUUAGCAAUUGCAGUUUGAGUGACUUUAAAAAUUUCAUUUCCAAUAUGGGUGGCAAAUGUCUUCAGAAUAAGCCACAAAUGCAAGCAGCUCCAGCAGCAAUCUGUGGCAAUGGCAAAGUGGAGAGCGGUGAAAUCUGUGACUGUGGUACUGAGGAACAGUGUGGACCUUCUAGCUGUUGUGAUCCUAAAAAAUGUGUGCUAAAGCAAGGAUCAAUGUGUGAUACAGGACUAUGCUGCCUCAACUGUAAAUUUAAAGUAGCAGGUUCUUUAUGUAGGCCUGCUGCACAUCCUGAAUGUGAUAUUUCUGAAAGUUGUAAUGGAUCCUCAGCAGCCUGUGCUCAUGAUAUAACUAUACUCAAUGGACGUUUAUGUGAAAACGAUAAAUAUAUUUGUUAUAAUGGAGACUGCCAUAAUGUUGAUGCACGUUGUGCAUCCAUAUUUGGAAAAGGUUCACAAAAUGCUCCAUUUCCCUGCUAUGAAGAAAUACACUCUCAACUUGAUAGGUUUGGGAACUGUGGUAUGGCUAGAGGCUCAUAUAAAUACUGUACAUGGAGGAAUCUUAGAUGUGGAAGAUUAGUUUGUACUUACCCUUCUCAGACUCCUUUCAAAAAAAAUAAUGUUUCUGUGCUUUAUUUGUAUGUACGAAAUGUUAGAUGUAUAACUUUAGACUAUACUUUUCAUGGCUCAGCUACAGAUCCAUUGCAAAUCCGUGAUGGCUCUGAUUGUGAUACUGACAGGGUUUGUAUAAAUCGUCUGUGUGUAGAAUCGAGGUUUGUUAAGGCUCAUUUCCUUAACUGUUCAUCAAAAUGCAGUCAACAUGGGCUCAUCGAGUUCCUCAAAAUAGCUAUUGUGAACUUUUUAUCAGCUAAAUAG
Molecule: messenger RNA, 1941 nt
Organism: Molossus molossus (Pallas's mastiff bat)
Lineage: Eukaryota; Metazoa; Chordata; Mammalia; Chiroptera; Molossidae
Product: disintegrin and metalloproteinase domain-containing protein 32-like
Exons: 18
Coding region: 1-1941 (646 amino acids)
Biological process (GO): binding of sperm to zona pellucida; cell adhesion; proteolysis
Cellular component (GO): plasma membrane
Molecular function (GO): metalloendopeptidase activity
Source: RefSeq, a predicted model, not a curated record